AUGGCUGAGAUGAGAGCUUGCUUGAAUGCAGUCUACUCCAAGUAUCGUACUAGACCCUCCCCGGAUAUGCGGUCGAGUAUGGAGAUGGAUGAUCAAGUUCUGACAUCCCAUCCUCGAGAUCUGUGCUGCGUACCUUGGGACCUAGAGGCGUGGUUCUCCAGAGUGCCUUCAUCACACGCAGUUGAGGAUCACUGGCAUCUAUUGCUUGGCAAUCGGGCUGGCACAGGUAGAGAAGCUUAG
Colletotrichum tamarilloi is the source of this 240-nucleotide messenger RNA. RefSeq lists its product as uncharacterized. The transcript has a single exon. Lineage: Eukaryota; Fungi; Ascomycota; Sordariomycetes; Glomerellales; Glomerellaceae. The record is from RefSeq and is a predicted model, not a curated record. Bases 1 to 240 code for a protein of 79 amino acids.